AUGGGUGGCAAGGAGAAGGAGAAGGGGGAGAAGGAUGAGGAGAAAGAGAACGAUUUAAGUAGCACAAGUGAUCAUUCCCAGUGGCUGCAAAGCUCAGAGCCAGUGGCCCACAGGUGGGGGCCACGGAGGCUUCUCGGGGUGCAGAGCAACCCGCGGGCCCCAGGCCCCUGGCCAAACCUGCUCUCGCGCCCCAGCUCGAGAGGGUCUUCCUGCACCUGGAAGCAGCCCCGCGUCGCAGUGACACCAGACGGGGUGUCGUGGUGGCUUCUUGGAGAUGCGACCCGGCACUUUGAGGGGAGGAGCUUCAUACUGGUGGGGGUGAAGAUGCUGCCAGAGGUGCCAGAGGCCCUCACCGAGCACUACUGGGGCCUGCAGGGGAAGCCCUUCCACCCAGCCCUCAUCAGCUACAUCAUCAGCCACGUGAGCUCCAGCCCCAUGGAAGCUCCAGGCCGUGGUCUGGAGAGACCCCAGCGUGGCCUGCCCCUCAAAGGCCUGGAAGGACACACCGAUUCAGCUGAGGCUGUCCUCACCAACAGGGAGGACUUCGGGGUCCGCAUCAGCAGGAACGUCAUCCACACCAGUGACUCCGUGGAGGGGGCCCAGAGGGACCAGGGCCAGCUGUGGUUCCAGGGCUGUGAGCUGGUGGACUGGAAAGCCACCAGAGAAGCAGCUAAGGCCACCAGAACAGUCUGGCUGCCCUCAGCCACCUCAACAGCCACUCAGGAUCAACUACCUCUGUCGUAA
Molecule: messenger RNA, 744 nt
Organism: Lynx canadensis (Canada lynx)
Lineage: Eukaryota; Metazoa; Chordata; Mammalia; Carnivora; Felidae
Product: nucleoside diphosphate kinase, mitochondrial-like
Biological process (GO): GTP biosynthetic process; UTP biosynthetic process; CTP biosynthetic process
Molecular function (GO): nucleoside diphosphate kinase activity
Source: RefSeq, a predicted model, not a curated record